CACAAUAAUCACCGUUAACUUAAACAUACUUUCAGUACAAAAAAUAGAUAUCGUUACUGUCGAAGGAACAAUGGGUGACUCCUUGAAACGUUUACUGCAGCGACUCAUAAGACGGAUACCGACUCAAAUGCUAAAACUAACGCUGGAGAAGUGGGGCCGUUUGACGAAGGCACAGCAGCAGUCCAUGGAUUUUACCCAACCAAAGUGGGUGUUAACGGAAAGGCUACUGGGCAUUUGUGAGGAAAACGAGUGGACAGUUAAGCACAUCACAGAACUUGAGAUGAUAUACGUCAUGGACAAUCCAAACCAGGGGAUGUGGAAUGCCUUCCAGCUCAUAGACCCAGAAGAUGAUUUUCAAUCUGUGGAGUUGAUGAAGUUCAAGGAACAAUUUAAAUAUCACCUUGGGGAACUCGUAAAACACGUGUCUGUCAAAAUGAAGAAGCACACAGAUGAAGCUGUAUGGAUUCGGAUUGCGUGGGGAGACAGCUUCUCUCGGCCCAACCACCUGAAACCUACAUAUGUUGUUCACCAGCUUCAAGCUCCGUAUGUUUAUGUGACCAGCCUGACUUUGAAGCAAAAGCCCCUGUUAUCCCAGGCCUUGAUUUUGGCCACCAGAUAUCAAGCUCUUAAGGAUGCUAACCUCAGUGGACGGAAUCUCACUGCCAUUAGGGACCUGCUGAUGAGGCAAUAUCAACAGGUGUUUCCCACAAGGUAUCCCAGCCCUCUUGCAGAAAAAAAUGAAACGGUCUCAAACACACACAUAGAAAGAGAACAAGCAAUGUUUGCAGCUAACAGGCAUCGGAUGUCAUGUGAGGCUUUUGGUGAUGGGACGCUACCUCAACUACAGUCUGUAGUUUACAAGCUGGAGACAAAAUUCAGAGACCCCACCAAUAAGACCAUGUCAGAGCGGGAGGAGCCCUUCAGAUGUGUUGUCAAAUUUGCGAGCACCAAUAUCCUGGAGUCACUCAGACACUGUGCAUCGUCAGGUAUUGUCUCCACCCCUGUUACACCCCUGCUCUCAUCUAUUCCCCUAAAAGGAAAGAAUUAUUUUGUCAUCACAGACAACGGCCCUGGACCCUCUUCACAAAAGCGCCAACCACAAAGCUAAUGUGUGACAGAAUAUUAAUU
Messenger RNA from Scomber scombrus (Atlantic mackerel), 1128 nucleotides. It is a transcript of the gene cenpn, whose product is annotated as centromere protein N. The record is from RefSeq and is a predicted model, not a curated record. NCBI's taxonomy places the organism in Eukaryota, Metazoa, Chordata, Actinopteri, Scombriformes, Scombridae. The transcript is spliced from 10 exons. Bases 71 to 1108 code for a protein of 345 amino acids. Gene Ontology annotation, biological process: CENP-A containing chromatin assembly; chromosome segregation.